AUGAGUUACCCGCAAAAUAAGCUUGUGGUAAAGAUUGAAAAUACAGUCAAAUCCGCUAAAAAGGCACAAUAUGUAGACAUUUCACAAGACUUGAAACUAUGGCAAUGCAAACACGCGGACCCGUCGGCGCUCAACAAAUACCUCAACGACGCGGGCAUUGACUGUACGAAUACGGUUGAAAUACCUGUCGACUACCGCUCAUGUUUUCACCCACUUAUCGAUGACAAUAAUAUGGACCAUAUGUUAGACAUGGAUUACACGCGAGACAAUACCCUAACCAACAAUCCAUACGUUAAAUACCUUAUGCUUAGCGCACACAUCAAUGUCGCCGACAAGAAGUCUAUUGGCAAAGACGCUGUCGUGGGCUUUAAGUUAUGGUUAGCCGACAGACAAAGCCGUAAUAAUAAGACGCGUAGAGAUCUGAAGAGAAGGAAACGAUACACCGAUAGUGAUCGAGACGGCUAUAGGGACUCGUUUUAUCCGAGUAGUGAUCGCUAUGAUCGGGAUAGGGAUCGCGAUUGGGAUCGGGAUAGAGACCGAUAUAGCUCUGUUCGGGAUAGGGAUAGAGACAGGAGUAGGGAUAGAGAUAGGGAUAGAGAUCAUGAUAGAAAUCGUGAUAAAUAUAACGAUAGAGACAGGGAAUAUAGGUAUAACAGUAGUGGUGAUAGGGAUAACCAGUAUCGGGACAGUGAUUACAAGUAUAACCGGGAUAGUUUUUAUAAUUACACGGAUCGAGAUGGAGAUAGAGAUAAGGAUAGGGAUAGAGACAAAAGGAGAGACAGCGAUUUGGAUAGAAAUAAAGAUAGGGAUAAAGAUAUGGAUAAAGAUAGAGAUGGUAAUAGGGAAUAUAAGGGAAUGUACCCAAAUAGGGGUCGCUACAAUCCUCCUAGAGAUGGACCUAGAAUAAAUCUCAAGACUAAAACAUUUAAUUGGUGUAAAAUAUUCAAAAUAGACUACCCGGAGAAAAGGCACGCCAUCAAGAUCGAGAGUGUCUUAAAGCCAUUCACGCAAAAAGCGUCCAAAUUUGCCCAACAUUUGGUGCUAUGGCUGUGCAAACAUCCGGACCCGUCGGCGCUGGACAAGUACACAUCGGGUCCGGGCCUCGAC
Molecule: messenger RNA, 1107 nt
Organism: Medioppia subpectinata
Lineage: Eukaryota; Metazoa; Arthropoda; Arachnida; Sarcoptiformes; Oppiidae
Source: the annotation of a GenBank genome assembly